UGCCAAGGUUAUGGCCACUUCAGGGGUGUCUGCUAUACGCUUCAUCAUACGGCACACACACGUCCCCAGACUCAUUCCCCUGAUCACCAGUAACUGCACCUGCAAGUCUGUGGCCGUCAGAAGGAAAUGUUUUGACUUCUUGGACCUGCUGCUACAGGAGUGGCAGACCCAGACUCUGGAGAGACAUACAGCGGUGAUGGUAGCCAGCAUUAAGAAGGGAAUCGCAGACGCCGACGCAGAGGCCAGGGUAGAGGCCCGCAGUAGAACCAUUCCGCGGGGGAGGCAGACUCUUGUUCAAUCGUUAGAACCGGUCCUAUCAGAAGAGCUCCAAUCGUCUCUCAAGAGUUCUGGGAGCGUGACGUCUCUUCCUCAGAGCGACCGCUCCUCUUCUUCAUCACAGGAGAGCCUUAAUCGUCCUCUGUCAUCUAAAUGGUCAGCUGCUCCUGGAAGAGUCCCGGCGGGUCAUAAGGGCGGGGCAUCGCCGGGCUCCCUACAGCGUUCCCGUAGCGAUGUAGAUGUUAAUGCGGCAACGGUUGCUAAGCAGCGGCACAUCGGGCAGGUGGGGCCAGUGAGACUGACCCCCGGCUCCUACUCCUCAUUGGGUCGUCUGAGGACCAAGCAGCCUCUCACCACGGCAACCAGCGUCGGCCAGGUGGACUCCCGGGGACGCAGCCGCACCAAGAUGGUGUCCCAGUCACAACGUUCCUACGAAUCAGAUUGCACACCAGGAUCUCAGUCUGCUACCAUCGUUGGUGCCGGCAGUCGGAGUGGUUCCCCGGGUCGCGUCCUGACCAGUACCGCUCUGAGUACGCUGGGUUCUGGAGCCCAGAGGGUCUUAGCUGGGUCGGGGGGGAGACGUAGCCGCAUCCCCCGCAGCCAGGGCUGCUCACGAGACUCCUCCCCUACACGCCUGUCUGUCGCGGUUCUGCGUGCAUCUCACUCUGGCCUCCUACCUUUUCUCGUUGUCGUGACAACUUGAUCAAUCCCCACCAAUCGCAUGCUUCCCUUAUCACCGCAUUCUUUGUGAUGAUGUCACAGAUCAGUCCGUUCGUUUCUCCCAACAACUUUGAAAGCAGGAACUCUUUUAAAGCUGACCUCUAUUUUACUCCUUCUGUCUUUCUCCUCUCCUCCCUCUUUCUCCUCUCCUUCCUCUGUCUUUCUCAUUUCCU
Messenger RNA from Salvelinus sp. IW2-2015, 1169 nucleotides. NCBI's taxonomy places the organism in Eukaryota, Metazoa, Chordata, Actinopteri, Salmoniformes, Salmonidae. The record is from RefSeq and is a predicted model, not a curated record.